AUGCCCCCCAAACCAGCUAGAGGCGAAUACAUCGAGACUGACACAGGGAACAAAAUCUCGCGCCGGUCCCAAAUCCACGGAACCCAACAUAUCAUCCUGGGAGGAAAAACCGUGAUUCAAGCGGAGGCCGUCAUCCGUGGGGACCUCUACCGAACAUCUACUUCAGCAGCAGCAGCAGCAACAGCGGACGGACAGAAGAAAACAACGACACCCACACCCACACCCACCGUGGCCAUUACCAUCGGUCGAUACAGUUAUAUAUCUCGGCAAGCAAUACUGAGACCUCCAUCGAGACUGCAUCGCGGGGUCCACUCGUUCUAUCCACUCAAGAUCGGUGACCAUGUGUUUGUGGGCGAGAGGGCGGUGGUGGAGGCCGCGACGGUCGGGAAUCAUGUGCAUAUCGGGAAGGAGGUCGUGGUAGGGAGUAUGGCGAUCUUGAAGGAUUUCGCGGUCGUGUUGGAUGGUGCAGUCGUACCAGCGGGGAUGGUGGUGCCAAGUUGGUGUGUGGUUGGGGGGGCGCCGGCGAGGAUUGUCGGUGAGGUUGGUGAGGGGUAUGGAGUUGAAGGAGGGGAGGGGGGGAUGGCUAGGGAGAGAUAUCGGCUUGUGGGAAGGUGA
Aspergillus tanneri is the source of this 615-nucleotide messenger RNA. Its product is annotated as dynactin subunit 5. Bases 1 to 615 code for a protein of 204 amino acids. The record is from RefSeq and is a predicted model, not a curated record. Lineage: Eukaryota; Fungi; Ascomycota; Eurotiomycetes; Eurotiales; Aspergillaceae. The transcript is spliced from 2 exons.